GGGGCGGGGCGGUUGCGGCGUCGGCGGCGGCGGCCGGGGAGGGUCAGUUGGAGGCAGGCGCUGGCUGAGGCAGGAGGAGGGCUCCCGGCCCGCGGCCUGACAGGGACUUCUGCCCGCAGAGACCGGCCCGCGCGCGCGACCCCACACCCGCCCGCUCAUCCAAUCCUACCCACUCCCUGCGCGGUCUCCUCCCACCCUGAGCAGAGCCGCCGAGGAUGAUAAACACCCAGGACAGUAGUAUUUUGCCUUUGAGUAACUGUCCCCAGCUGCAGUGCUGCAGGCACAUUGUUCCAGGGCCUCUGUGGUGCUCCUGAUGCCCCUCACCCACUGUCGAAGAUCCCCGGUGGGCGAGGGGGCGGCAGGGAUCCUUCUCUCUCAGCUCUAAUAUAUAAGGACGAGAAGCUCACUGUGACCCAGGACCUCCCUGUGAACGAUGGAAAACCUCACAUUGUCCACUUCCAAUAUGAGGUCACCGAGGUGAAGGUCUCUUCCUGGGAUGCAGUCCUGUCCAGCCAGAGCCUGUUUGUAGAAAUCCCAGAUGGAUUAUUAGCUGAUGGGAGCAAAGAAGGAUUAUCAGCACUGCUAGAAUUUGCUGAAGACAAGAUGAAAGUGAACUACGUCUUCAUCUGCUUCAGCAAGGGCCGGGAAGACAGAGCUCCACUCCUGAAGACCUUCAGCUUCUUGGGCUUUGAGAUUGUGCGUCCAGGUCACCCCUGUGUUCCCUCUCGGCCAGAUGUGAUGUUCAUGGUUUACCCCCUGGACCAGAACUUGUCCGAUGAGGACUAAUGGUCAUAGAGGACACUUUGCCCGAGAGCCGCAGGGGGCGAGGGGAGUCAGGCAGCCUUGGGACAGAAGAGAGGGCUUCUUGCUGUCUAGGGAAGGACACUGAGGGGCUCAGGUUGAGGGUUGCCCAUUGUGUUCUUGGAGUUGACUCGUUGAAAUUGUUUUCCAUAAAGAACAGUAUAAACAUAUUAUUCACAUGUAAUCACCAAUAGUAAAUGAAGAUGUUUAUGAACUGGCAUUAGAAGCUCUUUAAACUGCGCUGUGGUGUACUCCGUCUAGCCUAGGGGAGGACAUGACCUGGGGGGAGGGCCAUCUGGGUCAGGGCAGGCCUGGAGUGCUGGUGGGCAGCCUUGUCGGGCUCAGGCUUCCCUGCUGUUGGGCUUUCUUUUUUGGUUUUUAAGACUUAGGUAUUUUCUGUUUUUGCUUCCUGUCACCCAGGGCUCCUGAGUAGGCUUUUCUGUUGUUGGGCAGUGUCCUUGAGUUGUUUUUUUGACACUCCACCUGGGCUUCUCUGUGCGUUUUGUGUCUGGCCUGGCGUAAGCAGGUCUACCUGCCUUCUUACAGCUUAGUGUUGUUCUGCCAUUUGGUUAAGGUGGCUUAAUCUGUUUAGUGUUAUCAGUGCAUUUUAAAUAGGGGCAUUGAAGUUCACUCCCACCAGAACUUUUGGGGGUACCUGGGCCUUAAGCAACUCUAGCCAAACUACAUCUCGAAUCACCACCUGGAGUUCUUACCUCUAUGGUCCAGGCCUCAAGGUCUCCUUCCUAGUGUCAAGAGAAGAGAAGAAAAGCAACUCAGGGCCUGGGAUUUGUGGGGGAAUCUGGUUUUAGGACUGAAUGCCUGAAUGCUGGCCAAGCACAGUGCCUCCCCCAACAGGUUCUGAGCAUUACUGGUUCUGCAGGGCCUAAGGACAGGGCUGGGUGGUAGACGUGGCCUGCCCUUUUUCUGUUUUCAUUGAACAGCUUGUUCUAAGGGAAGAGACAGGAAGAUCUAGAUUAUAUGAGGGGGUGUCAGGGAGGCAAGUGUGUUGUGUUACUGUGUCAAUAAACUGAUUUAAAGUUGUG
Molecule: messenger RNA, 1844 nt
Organism: Jaculus jaculus (lesser Egyptian jerboa)
Lineage: Eukaryota; Metazoa; Chordata; Mammalia; Rodentia; Dipodidae
Gene: Oaz2
Product: ornithine decarboxylase antizyme 2
Biological process (GO): positive regulation of protein catabolic process
Cellular component (GO): cytoplasm; nucleus
Molecular function (GO): ornithine decarboxylase inhibitor activity
Source: RefSeq, marked reviewed